CAGGAGUACCUCUCCGAUCCCUACACGGGCGAGGGCGCCGUGGACACCAUCGUGAAUUUGACGGGGUUCAGCCUCGUGGGUGGCCCCGCAUCCCAGGACGCCGAGAAGGCCAAGGCUGUCUUGACGAAGAUCAACCGCCCCUAUCUGGUGAGCGUCCCUCUGGUCUUCCAGUCGUUCACCGAGUGGCAGAACAGUCAGCUGGGGCUCCACCCUGUCCAGGUGGCCCUGCAGGUCUCCCUGCCCGAGAUCGACGGCGCGAUUGAGCCCAUGAUCUUUGCGGGCCGCGACGGCACCAGCGGGCGGUCGAUACCGAUGCAGGACCGCAUCGGCAACCUUGCGACGCGUGCGCUGAACUGGGCUAGGCUGCGCAAGAUGGAGAACAAGGACAAGAAGGUGUGCAUCGCCCUCUUCCAGUUCCCCCCCGACAAGGGCAACGUGGGCACCGCGGCGUACCUGGACGUGUUCGGGAGUAUUUUCUCCGUCCUCCAGGAGCUGAAGAACCGGGGCUACACCAUCGAGGACAUCCCCGAGGACGUGGAGGGCCUGCAGAAGUCCCUGCUGGAGGACCAGGACGCGGGCAUGUCGAUGGCCGAUCUGAACGUGGAGUACAAGAUGAGCGUUGACGAGUACGAGUCCCUCUGCCCGUACGCCAUGGACCUGCGCGAGAACUGGGGCCCGCCGCCAGGCAAUCUGAACACGGACGGGCGCGACAUGCUGAUCUACGGCAAGCGUUUCGGCAACGUGUUCUUGGGCGUGCAGCCGACUUUCGGCUACGAGGGCGACCCCAUGCGGCUGCUCUUCGCGAAGUCUGCCUCGCCGCACCACGGUUUCGCGGCCUUCUACACGUAUCUCGAGUUCGUGUUCAAGGCGGAUUGCAUGCUCCACUUCGGCACCCACGGCUCCCUUGAGUUCAUGCCGGGAAAGCAGGCCGCGCUGGUUCGGGAGCCGCCGACGCCACGUUUCACAUUGCCGCUGAUCUCAGGAAGGCUUGUCCUGGUCGCUGCCAUUGGCUGCGAGGCAACCAUCGCGAAGCGGCGUUCCUACGCCUCCACGAUCUCGUAUCUGACGCCGCCCGCGGAGAAUUCGGGUCUCUACAAAGGCCUCAACGAACUCAGCGAGCUGGUGAAGUCUUACCAGGGCCUCCGCGAGAACGAGCAGCGCGGCGCCGCAAUCGUGAGUUCGAUCGUCGCCACGGCGAGGCAGUGCAACCUAGACAAGGACAUCGAGGACUUGCCAUCCGAAGAGGAGGAUAUGAAGAAGAAGACCCUUGACGAACGCGACCUGAUAGUGGGCAAGGUGUACCGCAGGCUCAUGGAGAUCGAGUCCCGCGCCCUGCCCAUGGGCCUGCACCGCAUCGGCGUCCCGCCAAGCGCCGAGGAGAGCACGGCCACCCUGGUGAACAUUGCCCAGCUGGAUCGCCCGGAGAUGGGCAUCAAGAGCUUGCCCAGGCUGCUCGCGGAGUCCAUCGGGCAGGACAUGGAGAAGGUCUACCGGAACUCCGACGCAGGGGUGCUCGAGGACGUGAACCGCCUGCAGCAGAUCACGGAGGCCAGCCGCGCAGCGGUCCGAGCGCUCGUGAAGGAGUCCACCAACGAGGAGGGCCGCGUUCAGGAGGUCAACAAUUUCAUGCAGAACCUCAGCUUCAUGUUUACAGGUGGAGCGGCGGGAUGA
Prorocentrum cordatum is the source of this 1671-nucleotide messenger RNA. The record is from the annotation of a GenBank genome assembly. Lineage: Eukaryota; Dinophyceae; Prorocentrales; Prorocentraceae.